This is a messenger RNA of Periophthalmus magnuspinnatus, 5892 nucleotides long. Its product is annotated as E3 ubiquitin-protein ligase RNF43. NCBI's taxonomy places the organism in Eukaryota, Metazoa, Chordata, Actinopteri, Gobiiformes, Gobiidae. Bases 1087 to 3468 code for a protein of 793 amino acids. The transcript has 9 exons. The record is from RefSeq and is a predicted model, not a curated record. Gene Ontology annotation, biological process: Wnt receptor catabolic process; ubiquitin-dependent protein catabolic process. Gene Ontology annotation, molecular function: frizzled binding; ubiquitin protein ligase activity.
UCUCAGGGGAGCGACCCAGAGUCAGUGCGGGAGGUACACUUGUGGGACGGUGUAGGAGAGCACAGUGGUUUAUCAGUCCUACAUGAACACACCAUUCGUCUGGACCACUUUGAUUCUGGAGCUGUUUUUCUGUGUCAACUUUGUCCUCGCUUCUGACGUUCAUAGGUCUUGCCGCGUGUUCUCGAGAGGAUUGUAUUUGUCUCCCACUUCUUUCUUGCACCGGGGACAUGAGUGUGUGCGCGCAAACUUCAGUGGAGCGACCGAAGCAAACAAGUGAAUGUGCUGGGCACGAGUUUGACCAGUACGCAGUAAUGAUACAGUUAUACGCUGCAUUUGAGCGGGUUAAUCAUUAGGAAGACUGGACUGAAUUCAGCUACAAAAGGAUUUUUUCGCAACUUCAUAGUUGUAAAAACAUUAGGCAACUUUUUUGGCCCGUUGCGUUAUGUGUCAGUAGCUAUGCCUUCAUACGCCGAGGCGGACACCUGUGAAGCACUCUUUGAACUUCAAGCCUCGGCUGCUCCGUGCUUUUAUGGAUUUAUCUCACAUCUGCUUUUUCCUCGGGACGUACCUUCUCUGGGAGCGUUGUCACCUCGUAGCCCGGCUCCAAAAUGCUAAUGUGGGGAACAGUUAGGGACAAACAUCGAUAACUCCCGAGGAUCGUGCGGGACGUGGUCAACAGUUCAGUCCACACUGACUCAAGUGUGACAUGGUCUAACGCAGGGUCUAACGCAGGAGCCACUGUGGUAAAGUGUGCUGUGGAGACAGUGCACUGCUCGGCCUGAACACAACGUGUUUCCACCUCGCACUGGGCCAUGCACUGCACACUUAUGACACUGGAGGAAAGUUUAUUUUAGCUCACUUUUUAGGGCCACCGUGUGAACGCAGUGGCUGCAUUUUCCUACGGGUAACCUGGAUAUGUAAACACUAACUUUUUUGGUGUCAAACACUACGUGUGGAUUUGUUUCUUGGUAAUCGUCGCCUCUCAAAGCAGUGGGUCUUGGUUCGCGUUCACGUCGUCUCUCCGCGGUGCUUGUGAGCUUUGAAGUCCACCAUGUGCGGCCGGCCCGUGCCGCUCCUCCCCGGGCCAUGAGCGUCCCCCCGCGGCGCCUGGCCGGGCUCUGGCCGUGGCUGCUUAUGGCGGGCCUGCAGCUGGUGCUGGGCCAGCCAGGCCUGGGCCAACCGGAGUCCGAGCGGCCGCUGCUGCGAGCGCUGAUCAAGGUGACCCUGCUCCGCCAGGAGUCCACGGGCAAAGCCAUCACUCUGGAGGGUCUGUUUGUGGGAGGAAGUGCGGGCUACGCGGAGGGAAAGUUGAUGCAGUACCACCCUUUGUCUCUGUGUAACACCAGUGAGGAUGAGCGUCCUGACUCCGUCUUCAUCACCAUUGUCAAACUGGAGCACAGGGUCCCGCGCUGUCUGCCUCUGCUCGAUAAGGCUCGAAUGGCCUUGGAGAAAGGAGCCCAGGCAGUUAUUUUUGAUGUCAGCGAUGAUGCCAAUGCUGCUGCUGAGCUCAGAGAGGCAGACUCGCUCCCUCGUCCAGUGGUCCUAGUGGAGGAGGGGGAUGCUAAGGAAUUAAUGGACUUAGUCAACAAGAACGAGGAGGCAACAGUGCGAAUUGAGUUCAAGAUGGAAACCAACAAAUGGCCACAUUAUGAUGUUGGUAUUCUGCUCACCAUUGUCCUGGCGAUUCUCACAAUCAUCUUAAUCUUCGCUUUUCGAUAUAAGUGCAAGUCUAAUAGGACCUGGGAUUCAGUUCAUCAACAAACAAUGCGAGCCAUCAGUCGGCUGGAGACUAAAACCUACAACUCUCAGGGCUGCUCAGGAUCACAGCGCCACCGUGGGGCCUGGGGGUCCGCUAGUAGCAACUCCAGCCCAGUGUGUGCCAUCUGCCUUGAAGACUUCCAAGACGGACAGAACCUGAGAAUCAUCUCAUGUGCUCAUGAGUUUCAUAAAGACUGUGUGGAUCCAUGGCUCCUCCAGCACCGCACCUGUCCCCUGUGCAUGCACAAUAUCAUGGGAGCGGACAGGCAGAGUCAGAGGAGCAGACUGCACCCAGGCUCAGAGCAGACCCAGAGCUUCCUACCCCAGGCCUACAGCAGCCCCCACAGGCACCCCUUCCCUCAGCAUGCCAUUCCCUUCUCUAUGAGGCCGCACUACCCCCGAGGACCCUCUGGACAUUACCCCUCUUUGGGACAUUAUCCUGGGACCUCUAUGGAGCCACAAUCAGUACGUUUUGUCUCUGGGCGGACCCUGGGCUCAAACUGUGGAUACCAUGUCCCUGCAGAGGGCCCUGGGAGGCCCCACAGAAUCACGGGUAACUGCAGGACUUCACAUCAUUACGGGCCUCGUCGGUCCUGCCACAGCUACCGCCCGUGUGCUGCCCAGCGCAGCGUGUCCAGCUCCAGACUGCACCACUCGGCCCUGGGCUCUCAACCUCGAGGGGCCGGGCACAGUCACCAAGAUGAGGGCAGCUGUUCAGGAGGCAGCUACCACACAGAACGCAGUGGAUAUUUAGCUGACGGACCAGCCAGCGACUCCAGCUCAGGGCCCUGCCAUGGCUCAUCCAGUGACUCUGUGUUAAACUGUACAGAUGUGUCUCUGCAGGGCGUCUAUGGCAGCUGGUCCACUUUCCGUAGCUCUCUGAGCAGUGACUAUGACCCCUUUGUGUUCUACGGCCCGGCCCCAGAGCCAGGGGCCCAGGCGCGGCCCCGCUCUCUGGACUCUGUGGUGAAUAAAACGGGCUGUGAGGAGCAGCCUCAGACUGUCUUUAGCCACGUGCACUUCCACCGCCACAGGCACCACCACUAUGAGGACUCAGAGCACACCCAGGCCCCACCCCGAGGCUCUGAUGAGGAACAGGGGGCCGCUGUACCCACGGGCCCCUCACAUCCUCUGGACUCUUCCAAGCACAGUCCCUGCCAUUGCCCAAAGCCAGAGCCCACAGACCGUCCCAGCCCUGGCACAGAGGCCCAGGAGCCCAAUUUGAGCCCUGGACCUUCAGUGGUGGUGUCCCCUGUCCCCCUACAGCUGCAGUCCCACUGCUGCCACACGGGACACUCCCACACACCCCCUCCUCUGGGGAGGGUGGGGGCCUGUGUCCUUGAUGGGGCUACUGUACGCUUCCACCAGAGUUUGGAUUUACAGGACGACCACAUCCACAUUCACUACGGGCAGGGUGCAGGCUUCUGCUGCUCCCCUCCUGAGCUGAGGCCUACCCUCCUGCCUGUGCCUCUCAUACUGGACUCUGGGGGCAUGGACGACUGGCCUUGCUGCCCUGGGACACAUGUGGUGUGGCAAAAGCGGGUGCAGCAGUCCCACUCAGACCCCCAACUGCAGGGUCCUGGGAGAUCUAUGGACAGACCACCCUGCCACUCCCACCAUGGGGCUGCUGCAGACAUAGGCACAGAUAUGUGUUUAUACUGCCAAACCUUACAACAUAAUCAGGGAUCUGAGGAGGAGUCAGGAGUAUGAAAACUUGUUGCAAUCCCAGAUUCACGCUGCUACAUAGGAGCCAGAAUGGACAAGCCUUUCAUUGCUAAUUGCUGCCAUACCUUUUACAUAAUUCAACCACAACGGUCUUGCUCUUGUGUCCGAAAUGUCCGAUAAAUAGAAAAUGUGAUUGACAAGAUUCAGAACCAUUUGAAUGGUGUAUCCCUAAUGUCCUGAGAGACAGCUGAAGGGAAUGUGGUUGAAUAUAAUCCACAUGGUUAGACUCGGUCCCAUGCUCGCUGAGGAGAGCCUCCUGAAUCCUCUCUCACUCGGUCACUUGAUUGGUCAUGGUACUUCAUGUUCUUGAUCCUUAUCUUCUGCUGAGUCCAGUCUCAGCUGAGAGAGCCUACCUCAGCUUGGAUUUCUAACCUGCCUCACACAGGGGUCUCUAAAGGUACUGCUGUAGUCCUCCAAAAUAACGUUCACAAUCCCUCAAACAUGUUUCCCUCUGUCAGCGAGGAGGUUCAUUCUUCAGCUUGGUGCAACGUUGGUGCUGAGCCCUGUUUUCAUUAUUUCAAAAAUGGCAGCUGUUCUCAACAAAUGUAUGUUUUUUCUCAGCUUUUUGUAGCCUUUUUGUAUUCAUCAAAUUGGUAUGACUGAUAAUGUCUUUGUCAUUAAAAGCUAUUGGUGUGGUUUUGUCCUGGCCAUGUCAAACAUAGUUGGUGCUAAACACUAAAGUGGAGAGUGAAGGGCAUCAGCUUUGGAAGCAUCCCGCUGUCCUUGAAUAAGGAUACUUCUAUGGCCUUCUGUAACUGAAGUUUUACACAGUAUAGCACAUUGUAGCCACACAAAUAUGAACCAGUCUGUUCUCAUUGGAAUCUAACUUUAGGUGUCUUUCUCACAACCAGAACAUAAUUUGGCUGUGCAUUUUAAUAACAACUGCAUAUGCAAUAAUUAUCAUUAAAAACAAAUGACUAGGACCAAAUUUGUAUUACCAGGUUUGAGCUUUUAGCACUUAACAUUUGUGAUAGUUUUUCUCUGAAAAAAACAAACACAUUGGCAGUUAUUUUAAAGUUCUGAAUGUUGUUGCUGUGAUGGUCCCUCCAUGCCAGAGCAGCCUCUUAUUAUAAGCAACAGGCACAUUAGACCUCUUACAGUGUCAACUAAAUCUAAAACUUAAAUUAAAAUAAAAUAAAUAUUUUUGUAAAGAGCCCCACACAGACCAGACAUAAUGCCAGGAAAAAGUUUUAUGAAAAUGUGAAUUUACUGUAUUUUUCUAACUGCAAAUACAGUUUUAUUUGAUGAUGGAGACACAGGAGCUCACAGCACUUAGUGCCUUAUUAUGCUAUUAAAAUAGUGCUUGCUCCAGAAGCACACCUUAAUUCACUAAGCUCUUAUUUGCCAAACCAAAGACACAUACCCUUUCCUUACCUGUCCCCCAAUAAUUGUCUCCACCAUCAAGAGAGAACAUGUUCGAAAUGAGCAUGUCUUCUGACAAUCAGCAUUGAACUGCAGUCCCUGUAUUACCUCACCAGUCGUGUUGUGCCUGGUGUAUCCCUAUGCCUUAAUACAAAUGACUGAACUACCGGCAGCACUUUGGCUUUAGAGUUUAUUAAAGACAAUAUAAACCCAGAGUAUUAAUUUAAACAAGGCCAAAAUCAUCAGCACUAUAAAAAUAUAAAUCAUUAUAUUUGUUUUAAUCUUGUGUUUUUGCAAGAAUCAUCAGCUGAAACUGCCUUUUCAAAUCCCUCCAGAUAUUUAAGGGAUGUCAGUAUAUUUUGGAUACUUUUGUGUAAAAAAGAGAACAACUGAAACAGAAAUGAAAUAGUGUUGUAUUUUAUAUAUAAUAGAACAUUUCAAUAUAGUGACGUGUCACUAAUAUAUUUAUUUACUAAUAUAUUUAUCCAUGUGUCCAGGUUAAAAGUGGUUUCUGUAUAGACCGAAUGUUUCUAUAUGGAAAAGGAUAAGUGCUAUCACAGAUGUAUAUCCACCUGUCUUCAUUCCAAUUAUAUGCAAAUAAAUUAUUUUGAAAUAAGACUUGUGAUUUUGCUGUUUCAUUUGUCAAGACUGAAUUGCAUAGUUGUUGUUAGGGCUGGGAGAUAUGGUCAUGAUAUCAUCCAUUAAAGUUAAAGUUAUGGUACACUUUGUUGACCCAUCCUUCUGCUGAGGCAUCUCCUCAGGAGUACAUUCCAUGUGACAAUCUUCUAUUUUGUUUGAUAUCAUGCGCCAUUUUUUCUCUGUUUAAUGCAGCUUUAUGAACACACACACACACACUUUUGCCCAUCCACUCAUCAUAUUGAUUAGCCUCCUUAAACUUAUGGGUGAGUAACUCAUUAACCAAUCACAGUUAAUUGUGAAGUAUUAGAACAAGCGGAUUCAUUUAUUUACAACUUAUAAAGCUACUACACGAAUUGUGUAAAAUCUAAAUUUUGGUCUGUCUUCAAGAAAAUUGUGAUAUAAUAUUUU